Galendromus occidentalis (western predatory mite) is the source of this 966-nucleotide messenger RNA. Its product is annotated as doublesex- and mab-3-related transcription factor 1. The transcript has 4 exons. NCBI's taxonomy places the organism in Eukaryota, Metazoa, Arthropoda, Arachnida, Mesostigmata, Phytoseiidae. The record is from RefSeq and is a predicted model, not a curated record. Bases 1 to 966 code for a protein of 321 amino acids.
AUGUGGCCGGCUCUGUUUCCGGGCGCUCCCUCAAACUAUCUCUACGAAGUCCAGCGCAUGGAGCUCUUCCGCGCGAUGAGUCAGCAGCAUCAGAGACAGCUUCCUGCAUACCCGAUGCCAUCAAUCCAGUAUCCGGACUACAUGGCCAGAAUGCCGCCGGAGAUCCCUCUUGCAUCGCAGCUCGACGAGCUCGCGCGCUCGUGCAAUGUCAGCAUCGCUGAAACUCCCUACACACCGUACAACAUGCAACCAGAGUGCUCGUCGACUACACACGACGCAACAUUGACCUCAGCGGCUGCUGCUGCGGCCGCCGCCGCCGCCGCGAAACUGUUGGAUGCCGAGGAACAGGCCGUGAUGAGCCGGAAACCGAACUGCGCUCGUUGCCGAAAUCACGACUUCAAAGUGGCUGUGAAAGGCCAUAAAAAAUCAUGUCCAUUCAAGGACUGUGAGUGUGAAAAGUGCAUCCUCAUAAAAGAGAGGCAAGUCCUCAUGAAAAACAACUCAGCAUCAAGCAGAAAGAAGCUCUCGCCGACGUUGCCGUUUCCGUACGUGCUCCAUCUGUUGAAGAGUCUCCGGCGGUUCCGCGGACAUCCAGCACCAACGCCACCGAAGGACCCGAUCGUCGCCGCAGCCGCCGUCGAUCGGCAUCCGUACAGAAAUAUCAACUCCGAUGAGCAUCACCAGAGGGCUCUGCGCCCGAUGAAAGGCCUUCGCAACUCGCAACAACCACCGCCGCUGGACUCGUUGCCGCCGCCACCACCACCGCCGCCACCGCCGCUGCCGUUGUUACCAACAGACAGACUUCUCCACGAGCUCGCGAACACACAACAUAGACAGACGGGGAAGCAGUCGGCUCCUAUGGCGGUCGCAAUGAAUCUAUUGUUUAGCGAAUAUAUGGAUGCAAUCAAGCACAAAAUCGACGGUCUGACGAUAACUAGGAAAGAAGCCGUUAUUAUGGGUUUGUGA